AUGCCAGACAAGAAAGCAGCUAAAGUAAUGACAAGGUGGACGCCGCAACGGAAGAGACCGAAAGGCAGGCCUAAAAAGCGUUGGAUCGACUGUGUGGAGGAAGAUAUGAGGAGGAUGGGAAAGAUCACAAACUGGAGAAGGACAGCCAAGCUUCAAGACAAUAGGAGGGAUAUUGUAGAAGAGGCCAAGACCCACAAAAGGUUG
Molecule: messenger RNA, 204 nt
Organism: Iphiclides podalirius (scarce swallowtail)
Lineage: Eukaryota; Metazoa; Arthropoda; Insecta; Lepidoptera; Papilionidae
Source: the annotation of a GenBank genome assembly